AUGGGAAAUGAAGAGAGUCUUUCUAUGCAAACAUCUUAUAAAAUGACUGAUAGCUAUGCAUAUGCUCCAGUUGCUAUCGAUCACAGACCUGCCAAUCAGCGUCCACAGUCAAAAGGAUUGUUUAUUGAACAACCUGGAUCAUUACAUAAGACAGCGUACCAUGGAGUAUGGUCCAUGCAGUACUCUACGACCUUAGGACCAGUAACGCGUAUUGGACAGUGCUCUGUUUUCGAUGCAUCAACAAAAAGAUUAAUUAUAGCUUACGGUGUUGAUACAAAUGGACAAUGUUUGAACGAUGUUUGGGCAUUAGAUGUAAAUAAACUCUCAUGGACUUGCUUAAAUCGCAAUGCAACUUCACCUCGUCAAUUUGCUUCCGCUGUAUUGAUUGGUCGCAAUAUGAUGGUUUUUGGUGGUGUGUGCAAUCAUAAAUUCUUCGCAGAACUACACGCAAUCAACAUAGAUACAGGCGCAGUUACGAUGAUUAAUUUAAACAACCCAGGGCCAGGUCCGAGAAGUUCACCUGUCAUGUUCGCUACUCCAGAUGGUUCUCUCUAUCUCUGGGGUGGUUACGAUGGCGCUGCAAAGAGCGGAGUUCACGUUUUGAAGGCCGGAUCAAAUGAGUGGCAUCGAUACGAAAAAGCUCAUACAGGAAGAGCUGCUGCUGCUUUCUGCGAGCACAAAGGUCGUUACUUCGUGUUCGGUUCUUCAAAAGGACACGGAUUACUCGAAUUCCAUCCAGAAACAGGCGAAUUUGAUACAAUUGACUGCACAGGAACAGAGCCUCCCCACCAACUUAACAGAGCUUCGUUAGUUUCCGUUGACGAAUAUUUAUUCUUAAUCGGAGGCGAAGCAGACUCUCAAUUCAUGCAUAUCUACGCGCUCGAUGUCAACCGCUACUGGUGGUUUGCAUUCCACGUCCGUCCAGACAUGGAAUCCAUCAGUUUGGCGGAUGGCAACGUAAACAAGAACGGAUUGUUCCUGCUACCGAGAGAAUAUGGUGCAUCAAUAAUAUACAACGAAAGUAAGAAAGAAAUUGUUUCUAUAAUGGGCUCAAAAAUGUUAAAUCUUGUUCCUAUAUUUAAGCUUUCCAUUGGAGUGGCUUUAUCAUCGCUACACAUAAGAAGCGAUAUGUACGAAGUUUUCAAGACAGGUUUCUAUUGA
Molecule: messenger RNA, 1161 nt
Organism: Trichomonas vaginalis G3
Lineage: Eukaryota; Parabasalia; Trichomonadida; Trichomonadidae
Product: nitrile biosynthetic process
Exons: 1
Coding region: 1-1161 (386 amino acids)
Molecular function (GO): protein binding
Source: RefSeq, a predicted model, not a curated record